Messenger RNA from Vavraia culicis subsp. floridensis, 652 nucleotides. RefSeq lists its product as uncharacterized. The coding region runs from base 1 to 549 and encodes 182 amino acids. The transcript has a single exon. Gene Ontology annotation, molecular function: translation initiation factor activity; RNA 7-methylguanosine cap binding. NCBI's taxonomy places the organism in Eukaryota, Fungi, Microsporidia, Pleistophoridae. The record is from RefSeq and is a predicted model, not a curated record. Gene Ontology annotation, cellular component: eukaryotic translation initiation factor 4F complex; cytoplasm. Gene Ontology annotation, biological process: translational initiation.
AUGACACAUCCUUUGUUCGUUCCCUUCACGGUGAAAACCAUAACACGAAAUACCACGAAGAAGGAGCCUUUUGAUUUUUGCAACUCGUUGAAGAAGCUGUGCACGCUAAAAUCGGUGGAGAACCUUUUAUACUUUCUCAACCACGUAAAUUUUGAUCACAUAGAGGGAAUAACCGACAUUUCAAUAUUCAAGGAUGGAAUUGAGCCAUUAUGGGAGGAUAAGAGCAAUAUCAAGGGUGGUAAAUGGAUAAUUAAGCUGCGACGAGAAGUUAGCACACGGUUAUUCCAGAAAUUGUUGAUACGGAUGGUCCGUCAGCCCUUUGACAAAAUAGAUGUUAAUGGAAUUGUGAUUAGUUUCAGGAUGAAAAAUGUUAUUUUGGCGGUAUGGACUAAGGAUUCAACUGGAAAGGAUAGUUUUAAAGAUGUCUUGAUGGAGAUCAAAAAAGUUUUGGAUGUAAAAUUUUUCUUGUCGGUAGAAUACAAAGACAACGAUGAAAGCUUGAAGGAUAACUCAUCAUUUAGGAACACGAAGAAUUUGUACGUGCAGUAAAAGUAAAAGUUUGGGAGGUAGAAAUGUUUGAUUUUUGCAGAUGUUUUAUUAAGAAACAAAGUGAGGCAUGAUCAAACAUCGAUUUGAAAUAAAAGUAUUGAGU